Trichosporon asahii var. asahii CBS 2479 is the source of this 735-nucleotide messenger RNA. RefSeq lists its product as uncharacterized. The record is from RefSeq and is a predicted model, not a curated record. The transcript has a single exon. Bases 1 to 735 code for a protein of 244 amino acids. NCBI's taxonomy places the organism in Eukaryota, Fungi, Basidiomycota, Tremellomycetes, Trichosporonales, Trichosporonaceae.
AUGUCGGGUACGCAGAUCACGCACUGGCCGAGCAUCGACAAUCUCGCAGGCUGGGCAAAGGUGGAAGUGCUUCGUCUGUCAUGCGCAGAGGCAAAGGAGCUCACGCCGGAGGCAGUGCUGAAGCACGACCCGACGAAGCUCUCGGGGGAUCCGCGAGUGGACCGACCAUUCCUCAUCGCGAAGCUUGAGCAUCUGACCAUGCUGAACGGUGUGCCCGUUUCUAGCACGGAACGCUGGGAUGCGGAGCUGUACUACGUCCACUUUAUUAAUGCCCUACCAUCGGCCAACCCUGAUCAUUGGGGACGAUACGACGAGCUGGUCGCGAAGCACGGCAAGGGCCCGAAAGCGGUCUCGAAGGGCCCUCAGACUUUGAAAUCGAAGCUGCUCAGUGAGUCACCUGCCAGCUGGUCGGGGUUCGUACCGGUCGAUCCGGUGUCGAAUAAGUGUGGCCAAGGCUUAAGUAGAGCUCAGCUGACCACAGAUCUGAAUGUGAUUCCGCCGUCGGGACACUCGUUCACAUUACGUGCUUUGCCGAGCAUGAGCAUUGCUAUGCUUCGGAAGAAGAUCGCUGUGAAACUGAAGCAGAGCGCCGACACGAUCGCGCUCUGGACGGCAUUCGCGCACAAGGAUCUGGACGGUUUCUGGGAGCGUGGAGAGCAGAUGGACACAUCUCGCGAUGUUGGGUGGUAUCUGAACGAGCACGACGGAACGGUGCUGGUCAGCAUAGAGGAAUGA